This is a messenger RNA of Ornithodoros turicata, 1676 nucleotides long. Its product is annotated as DAP3-binding cell death enhancer 1-like. The record is from RefSeq and is a predicted model, not a curated record. Bases 136 to 1545 code for a protein of 469 amino acids. The transcript has 10 exons. Gene Ontology annotation, molecular function: protein binding. Lineage: Eukaryota; Metazoa; Arthropoda; Arachnida; Ixodida; Argasidae.
GAAACUAAAGCGGCUAAAUCAGUUUUCACAUCGAAAUGUUGCGAAAAUUGCGAUCAAGGUGAACCGUGGAUCUCAGUUGCCCCGAAUAAAAUGUAAUAACGUUGCCACUGCAAACCGCAAUACUCCGACAGCACGAUGUGGCGGAGCAGUAGCUUUAGGGCCUUUGCGCGAUGGGGCCUGUGUCAGCACUACAGACCGAAGGCAAAGCCAACAAAAGAGGACAGGUUGCUCACUCCAACUAGUACCUUUGGAACCCAGCACGACGGACAUUCAAAUUACAAAAAAGAAACUUCCAACGACAACAGAUAUUUUGCGAGAAAACCGGACUUCUCUUUCUUAGAAACAGUCGGAUGGGUGGGGACGUUGUUGACAGUCGGCCUCAACUUAAACCUACACUCUAAACAGACCAGCAACAAUGAGGUUGCCUCACCUACAAAGGGCAGCUGCUCUCCAUCAUCAGCAUCGUCAUUCAGCAUAUGCAGUUUGCUGCAAAAUUUCUUGCUGAAGUUCGCACUCGCAUCACCAUUGAAUGGAUUGAGCUCAUCAAAGUCUGUGUUGCCAGAUGAACCCAAGCAGACAUUGCAAACAGAACGCAAAGACACUUCGAUAGAAGCAAAGGAUAACUUGUCUUUGAAACCGGGCGAGCAACUGGAGCAGAUAACGAGGGAAUACUUCGGCCAGCUAGAAAACCUGACGGGGACGGAAUUGUAUCCCUCAAAUGCUACGAGGGCCGUGGAACACUUCGAAAGGGCAACGGCGCUCGGUGUGAGCAGCGCGCACUACAACCUCGGCGUCUGCUACGAGAACGGGACCGGCGUCGCUGCGGACGAGGCCAGGGCCGCAUAUCACUACCGCGAGGCUACACUGGAUGGUCACGGAUUGGCGACGUACAACCUCGGAAUCUUUUACUUGGACGGACGAGGCGGACUACGUCGAGAUCCGGAAAAGGCCGUGAAACUUAUCAAGAAAGCGUCAGUGUUGGGUGUUCCUCAGGCCAAAACGUACAUGGGACAACACUACUUCCACCAGAGUGCCUGGGAGAAAGCCUUGCCGCUCUUCAGGGAAGCGGCUAAGAAAAAGGAUGCGGACGCCUCGUACUUCCUGGGCUACUGCUACGAGAAAGGGCUCGGAGUGGGACGCGACCUGCAGGCUGCGGCGCAACAUUACAGGGACGCAGCUUCUGCAGGCGAUGAAGUGGCUGCGGCAGCACUCAAAGAACUACCUCAGUAUUUUGAACCCGAAACACCCUCAUCUGUUCCAGAAUCGGCUGAGCCAGAGGAGCGCAGUUACUACACCACCACCACCACCAGUACAUCACCACCUAAGGAACCUGCACAGCUUCACCACUCAUCAUCAUCCCCUGAAUUGAGCCGGUGGGGUUCCUCACAACCACCCGCCAAGCACAACGUCCCCAUUUCACAGUACUUAAAUCUCAUGCUGCCAAACAUCAUCUCUUACCCGCGGAGUAAAUUUGUCGUGGGAGACAAUCUCGACCCUGCACCUGAAAGUAUUAGGGCUUGCCAUGAAGUGUGUGCAGCUGUGUAAUGUUUUGUACAUAGCUGGAAUGUUACAUUGUGAAUGCACAUUUUGAAAGGUAUAUAAAUAUAAUAUGAUGAUUGUGUACAAGAUGAAACGUGCCAUGUAAAUAAAUGGACUGUAUCUGUAUUAACUGUUAA